This is a messenger RNA of Camelina sativa (false flax), 1019 nucleotides long. RefSeq lists its product as uncharacterized. Lineage: Eukaryota; Viridiplantae; Streptophyta; Magnoliopsida; Brassicales; Brassicaceae. The record is from RefSeq and is a predicted model, not a curated record.
GCGAAACCUUUUUUUUACCCAAUUCCUUAAAUAAAGUCUUUUGCAAAACAAGAAGAAUCGAGUUAACAAAGAUAAAAGAGCUCUCUCUUUUACUGAAGAAGUGAUUCGAAUUCGAAGAUCGUAUCUGAAUCAAUGGCCGAUAUAAUCUCCAAACCGAGCAUGGAACAACUGUACUUCUCCGUAGAUCCGAUGUCUCUUAUUCUCUCUCAAAACUCCGACACUCAUCAGCUUAAACUCUUGUUAGACGGUUUCUCCGGUUUCGAAAGAGGUCCAAGAUACGACGAGUACUCCAAACUACGCGAAUCAAAGCUUCGUAUGAAACGUGAUUUCCAGAAAUAUCUCGACGAAGAAGACGUAGAAGAGCCAAGGAUCAAAAAACAAGUCAGAUUCGAGGGCAAUUCGGUAAUUUCCCAAGAAAAAGUUAAGUUUUUGCCGGAGGAGAAGAAGAAACAGAGUCGGUUUGGGUUAUCUCCGAUGAGAAAAGCUGUGCCGUCUUCGUUGGCUCAAUCGGUUCCUGAUUUCUCCGCCGUGUUGCGUAAAGAGAAUCGUCGUCCGGUGAAUUACAACACUACUACUCCACCGGCUUCGAAGAGUAGAAACGGCGGCGUUUUGUCGGGAUCGGUUUCGCGAGGGAGCAAGUCGGCGAGUGCAGGGGAGAAGAAAAGUAAAGGGAUGAUGAUGAUGGGAAUGGCUCGUAAGAGUUACGCGAAUGUUGAGGAUCUUAAGAAAAUAUCCAUGGCGGCUGCUUCUGCUAUUAAUGGAAGCGGAGGAGGAGGUGGAGGAGGGAGAAGAGUCGGUGACGUUGGUGGUGGUGGUCGCCGGACUAUUCUUGGUUACAGACAAAUUUACUGAUUUUUUUCCAAAGCUUUGAUUUUUAUUCUUUUUCCCCACGAUUUAUUCUUUUUUUUUUUGGAUUUGAUUGUUGCUUUGGUAUUUUUUAUCCGUAUUGGUGUGUUGGUGAUUUAAUUUGUUUGUAAGAAAAAAAUAAACAUACAUUCUUGAUAUAAAAAUUUAAACUA